UCUGAUCUUUCCAUCAUCUAUUUCAGGACACUUAUUUGUUUAGGAUGAUGCUAUAAUUUAUCUUCUAAACUAGGACAUUUUGAAAGUGAAAGUGAUACCAAGUAAUGGGCUCACUCUGCUUGCUGCAAUCUGAUCCAAUUAAUCACAACAAGUUAGGGAUCAAGAAAGGAAGUUUUAAUCAGAUUAGCUAGCAUAAUCGGGAAGAUAGCAGACUAAUGUUUCAAAAAAACCAUCUUCAAGUAUUACAGAAUCUUGAGGCAGUUAUAUAGAGAAAAUGGGCAGUGAGGAGGGGGUCCAGGGACGUUGGUCUCCAGGCGUGACAGGCUCCAGGCAUCACAUUGUUCCAUUCUUUUGUCAGCUGUGGUGGAUACCUUGUAAGUGUGUUUCCCACCUGUGGUCAGCCUGUUCCUGGAAAGAAGCUCAUAGAACAAAGUUUUAAUUUAUGAAGCUAUAAGGGAGUACCUGCAUAAGUGGAGGCCAUAAAUCAGGAAAGCAUGUGAAAUAUUUUAGAGUAUGUGAAGAGCAGUGAGUAGUCACACAGAGGAGGGGCUGGAGUCAUUUAGUGUAACAAGAUGGUCUCACUUAUGUUCACUUACAAAAGGACACGUUAUUACAAUCACACUGGGGUCACAGGCAUGACUCUGAAUUCACCCUACCCAGCUCCUGAGUUUUGCACACAGCUUGGCCAGUUAUCAUGGGAUGUUGAGAAAGCUGAUUAACAUCUCUAUGCCAUAGUUUUUUCUUCCAUAAAAUUGGGUUAAUAGUUGUACCUAGGUCUUGGGACAUUGUGAGGAUGACAUGAGUUAACACAAGGAAAGCAUUUAGAACGGUGACUGGUACAUAGUAAUCAUUCGGUGCAUUUAAACUACAGUUUUCAUCACUUUUAUACCGAUGAUGUUGGAGAAUUAAUUAACCUUUCUAAGUCUGCAAGAAUUGAACAGCAUAAUGCAUGCAACCACCCUCCCUCUUCCAGACACGACUCUUACUAUCCGACGUUGUCUCUUCUGACUAUGCAAAUAACUGUUCUAACCUCCAUUCCACAACCCUUUCCCACCCACCUACUCAUUUCUUCUGCAUGUAUUUCUUGUUCCAACAAUGUGUUAAGCAAUAUCUCAAAGCCAGGGGACAGUUACUGCUGACACUAGUUUCCUAAUCAACAAAGAGCCUUCGGGAAGCACAAUGCAAUCUGAGGGGCCUCGGAUGUGGGUGUGAUGAGCAUACUCUCCAGUCCACCCAUGAAACAUUUUCACUGACUUCUCUAAAGUAUUGCAUUAGGCAACGAUACGAUUCUUUAAGCCCAAGUUAGAAGAGGCUGCUGUUUUCUGGAAGAGACACUAUGGCGAUCCUUAUUGAGUGUCUCCUAGUCGCGACAAGAUGGGCUUGAGAGGAAAGAAGUCUGCCAAGGCCUGAAGCUCCAAGUGCCUUGGUGAUUGAAUAAGCGUGAUACAUAACCCCUGCCAUAGAGAACUAGAAAGGUGAGAAAACUGAGGUUCUUACUACUAGCUCAUACAACUACCAUCAACAACCCCAAAUGGCCUCCCAAGAACUUGGUAAUGCAGAGCUGGGGACAGCCUCAGCAAGUGGUACCCCAGGAAGCCAUGUGGAACCAGGGGUGGUGAAAAAUUCUGCCUACCAGCCCAUUGAUAGAUCACAAAAUUACCAGAAAGUGGAACUUCAAGCCCUUGGGGCCAUCCAGAUCCUGAAUGGAGCAAUAAUUCUGGCUCUGGGUGUUUUUCUGGGUUCCUUACAAUCCUUACCCCAUCUCCUCAACAGCUAUUUAUUUACCUUCUACACAGGCUAUCCGCUAUGGGGCACUCCAUUUUAUAUUAUUUCAGGAUCCUUAUCUGUUGCAGCUGGGAUAAAACCCACAAGAAAACUGGUGGAAACCAGUUAUGGGAUCAACAUGUCCAGUGCUACAAUUUCACUAACUGGGUUUAUUAUACUCUCAGUGCAUUUAGCAGUUAAUAAGCUGUCAAUCAAGACUUGUCCAUUUUCGCAGUCACCAGACUCAUGUAUUUACAUGGGUGCCGUAGCAAAUGGCCUUGUGUCUAUAAUGCUGAUCUUUACCUUCCUGGAAUUGUGCAUAACCGUCUUUCUCUCAAUCAUAUGGUUCAGAGCAAAUUGCUGCCAUUCAAGAGAGGCAAUUUCGCCACCUCCCAAUUCUGUGGAAUCAGGAAUGCCUCCUGAUGAAAGUAAAUCUGAGAAUAAGGAAAUUCAACUUCAAGUCUCCCAAUGAGUCAGAGCUCCAUCCAAGAACUCAAGAGAACAUGAGCCUGUGAAACACAUUUCUACUAUCAUGGCACCAAUCAUGAGAAACUUGGACAUUUAACUCAAUCCUUUCUGUCCUAAUUAUAAAUCCCAUUACUAUGUCCUGGGUAUGGAAAGACAAAUAUGCUUCUUCAGGCAUUCUUGGUUUUGUAACUUCUGUGAUCACCACUCCAAAGGUGUUUCCAGAAGUUGGUUUUCUUUCUUCUUACCCACCUAUUCCAUCGCCUUAUAAGGUUUAAAGAAGGCAGGAAGAAUAAUCCCUAUUUCUUGUAUUUUCUCUAAAAUACCUGCCUACCACCCAAAGAGAAGGAAAAUGAGUCAGAUCUUUUUUUUUCCAUUACAGAAAAAUGUACCUUACUUUAGUUGACAUCAGUGUUGCAAAAACUGUCAAAAAAUUAUCAUUAUAAUCAUUAAGAUAAAUUUUACUAUAUGUGAAGUGGGAGGAUCAAGCCUUGGAGAUUUUAUUUCAAUCAGCUGGUGAGAUUCACACAUGCCCAGAUGGGUAAAUGAUUGGAAACUUUGAGAGCAAGAUCAGCAUUUGUUCUCCAAAGGGCAGCGAGAGACUGUAAUACAGAGAAGUAAAGAAUAAGGGCUUAAGAAUCUCACAGAUCUGGGUUAAAAUUCUGAUACUGUCACUUAUUGGCUGUGUGAACUUGAGCAAGUUACUUAAUCUUUCUGACCUAUUUUUCCUCCUCUGUAAACAGGGUGUAAUAGUAUCAACUACGCCAUUUGUUGCUAUGAGGUUUAAAUAAAAAUAAAGCCAAUGUGAAAUAGCACAA
Diceros bicornis minor is the source of this 3047-nucleotide messenger RNA. It is a transcript of the gene MS4A3, whose product is annotated as membrane spanning 4-domains A3. Gene Ontology annotation, cellular component: membrane. The coding region runs from base 1532 to 2236 and encodes 234 amino acids. The record is from RefSeq and is a predicted model, not a curated record. The transcript is spliced from 9 exons. NCBI's taxonomy places the organism in Eukaryota, Metazoa, Chordata, Mammalia, Perissodactyla, Rhinocerotidae.